UCGGCGUGUGCAAGUCGUCGCGAUGUCGAUCCAAAUGGGAAAAUUGUGCUCCGUGCUGAUCGGACAGCGAUUUGGCGAGACAGUCCGGACCGUAGCUGACGAUCUCUUCGGCUCCGUCUCCAAAACAAUUCCCAUGAUCCGUCAAUCAACGAAUCUCGAGCGCAAAGACAUCAUAAAAUCGUUGCAGGUUCUCAUCAAAUUUCGUUUCGUGAAAUUCACCGCAUCCACAAUCAACGAUCAAAUGGCCGAAUAUUCGAUAAUUCCGUCGCGCGUUUUGCUCAUGUUGCGAUAUCCGAGCUUUUUGCAGUUCAUGCGGACACGGUGCAAUGUCGUGGCGGCUUAUAUCGUGCUUGAGUUGUUGCGCGAAGGGUUUGCAACGGCAUCCGAAAUUAUUGUGCAAGCGGUGAAGAAGAACUCGGAGGAACAGAAUAUGGAGGCGAUUGUGGAAUAUCGCGAUAAAUUCGUGGAAUUAGUUUCUCUAGAGUAUAUCGCACGAACUCCGGUGCCCGUGAGCGAAAACGAAGCAGUGCCAAAACUCGAAAUUGACGAGGGAAAAUUAUUCGUUGUGCCAACAAUCGAUUUGAAUGUCCUCAAUGACCUUUUGAACGACAAAUCCGUCGAAAUUCCGGACAAAGACGUUUAUUGGGGCGUCAAUUACGACAAAUUCAACCAAGAAUUCCGGGAUCAACUGAUGAUUUCGUCGCUAGAACGUCGAAUUGACGUCAAUGCCGGUGACUGUUUGAAACACAUGAUUGCUUUGAUGUACACUCGUACGACGGCGUGGGAGCCAAUUUCCGCCCCCAUCUCGUUGGCAGAGUUGCGACAUGCUAUAGAGAAAAAAUCGCUGUCCGUGCCGCUCGUGAAGCACCUUGAGGAAUACUUGUCCAUGAUCAAUAGCGACACAAUUGGCUUCAUUUCGAAAGAGAGUGACGUUGGCGGCGGUCAAUAUCGCAUUCAAAUUAAAAAAGUAAUUACGGAACUUACGUGGACUUGCAUUGAACACGUGAUUACCGAGAAAUUUGGCAGCAAGGCGGCGCGGAUUUUUCGCGUGGUCAAGUUGAAAAAGUACAUCGAGCAGGAGGAUAUUCAAAAAGAGGCGAUGAUUCCGGCGAAAGAAGCGAAACUUCUCAUCUAUAAAUUGAUGGAGGAGAAUUUCUUGCACAUUCAUACGGUACGGAAGGCAGGAGGAGGUGGAAAUGGUCCCGCGAAGAGUUUUUAUCUAUUUCACGUGAAACUGCAUCAAAUUGUGAAUAUGCUGCUGGAUAACUGUUACAAGGCAAUUUUUAAUGCAAUUACGAGGAUAACAGAUGAUGAGACACAAAAUAAGCGACUGCGGGACAAAAAACAAAGAUUGGAUGUGAUUGUUGAUGAGAUGGAAAGUCGCGGUGAACCCAAAGAACUCAUCAUUGAGUUACAAAACGACACAUUAACGCCACCAGAGAGAGAAAUUCUGAAUAAAGUCAACUUGAGACUCGGCACACUAAAAAAUGCAAUGUUAGCGAUCGAUGACACACUUUUUCUACUUCAAAUGUACGUUUAUUACAACACAGCAAAAUAAAAUUCGUUUUUUUUUUAUCUUA
Culicoides brevitarsis is the source of this 1580-nucleotide messenger RNA. RefSeq names its product DNA-directed RNA polymerase III subunit RPC3 (gene Polr3C). Lineage: Eukaryota; Metazoa; Arthropoda; Insecta; Diptera; Ceratopogonidae. Gene Ontology annotation, biological process: DNA-templated transcription. Gene Ontology annotation, cellular component: RNA polymerase III complex. Gene Ontology annotation, molecular function: single-stranded DNA binding. The record is from RefSeq and is a predicted model, not a curated record. Bases 23 to 1558 code for a protein of 511 amino acids. The transcript is spliced from 2 exons.